ACGUCGUCGGCGCGGCAGCGUCCGCCCCCCUCCCAAGAUGGCGUCACUGCUGCAGUCGGAGCGAGUGCUGUACUUGGUGCGCGGCGAGAAAGAGAUGCGGGCUCCGCUGUCGCAGCUGUACUUCUGCCGCUACUGCAGCGAGCUCCGCUCUCUGGAGUGCGUCUCGCACGAGGUGGACUCUCACUACUGCCCCAGCUGCUUGGAAAACAUGCCUUCAGCUGAAGCCAAGCUCAAAAAGAAUAGGUGUGCCAACUGCUUUGACUGCCCCUGCUGCAUGCACACCCUUUCCACACGGGCCACAAGCAUUCCUGCUCCACUGCCUGAUGACCCAGCCAAGACUACCAUGAAGAAAGCUUAUUACCUGGCCUGUGGAUUCUGCCGCUGGACUUCCCGGGACGUGGGCAUGGCAGACAAGUCUGUUGCUAGCGGUGGCUGGCAGGAGCCGGAGAAUCCUCACGCACAGAGGAUCAACAAACUGGUUGAAUACUACCAGCAGUUGGCUCAGAAGGAGAAGAUUGAGCGGGACCGGAAGAAGCUGGCGCGCCGUCGGAACUACGUGCCCCUGGCCUAUUCGCAACACACUAUACACGUAGUGGACAAAUACGGCCUUGGCACCAGGCUUCAGCGGCAGAGGCCCGGAGCACCCAUCAGUGCCCUCGCUGGACUCUCCCUGAAGGAAGGAGAGGACCAGAAGGAGAUCAAGAUUGAGCCAGCUGAUGCAGUGGAAGAAGUGGAACCUCUUCCUGAGGAUUACUACACAAGACCAAUCAAUCUGACAGAAGUGACGACGCUGUGCCAGCGCCUGCUGCAGCCUGACUUCCAGCCCAUCUGCGCCUCCCAGCUCUACCCACGCCACAAGCACCUCCUCAUCAAACGCUCCCUGCGCUGCCGGAAAUGUGAGCAUAACCUGAGCAAACCAGAAUUCAAUCCAACAUCUAUCAAAUUCAAGAUCCAGCUGGUGGCUGUUAACUAUAUCCCUGAAGUCAGAAUCAUGUCUAUUCCCAACCUGCGCUACAUGAAGGAGAGCCAAGUCCUUCUGACUCUGACCAACCCAGUGGAGAACAUCACACAUGUCACACUGCUGGAGUGCGAGGAGGGAGACCCUGACAACAUCAACAGCACUGCCAAGGUGGCAGUUCCUCCCAAGGAGCUUAUUCUGGCUGGCAAAGAUGCUGCAGCAGAAUACGAUGAGCUGGCAGAGCCUCAAGACUUCCAGGAUGACCCUGACGUCAUCGCCUUCAGAAAAGCCAACAAGGUAGGAGUGUUCAUCAAGGUCACCCCCCAGAAAGAAGAGGGUGAGGUGACCGUGAGCUUCAAGAUGAAACACGAGUUCAAAAACCUGGCUGCUCCCAUCCGGCCCAGCGAGGAGGGCGAGCACCCCGCUGAGGUCAUCUGGCUCACCCAUCACGUGGAGCUCAGCCUGGGCCCGCUGCUCCCCUAAGCGCUCCCCGCGCUCCGGCCCCCAGGGCUGGCUGCAGGAUGGGCUGGCACAGCCAAGACAGCACCUGCUGGAACCUCCUGCCAGAGCUCCUUUGUGAUGUGUGGGUGUGUGCCACGGGCCGCCGGAGGCGGCUGAGGGUGCCGUGCUUCGGGAUGGUUUGUUCUCUCUCUUUGUCCUAGUGCCCACUAACUCCUGCUCUGCUUCCCCACGCUGCCACGGGCUAGUUUCACUUGCAGCACGUCUUCUGGCACACAGAAAGGUCUCCCUUUCUCCACAUCCUUACCACACCUGCCUGAAUUUGGUUUUGUCAACAGAAAAGAACCCAUAACUGGUUUACCUUCCUGCCAGCCCACAAACCUGAUGUCACACACAGGGUAGUGAACUACUUCCUUUUCACAAGGAGCUGUGCCCUUCCAGAACAAGCAGUCUGGGAGGUGGCCAUGGCUGCUGCCUUGUGGGCAGGCUGUUGGCAGCACCACGAUGCUUUCUCUUGGUUUUCUGCUUCCUCAUAGGAUACCUCAGCUGUGGGUGCUCAGGAUGUACGACCCUGCCCCUCUUGCUUAGCCGAGGUGACAGGUUCUCACACCUUUGUGUUCUCACAAAGGAAAUGAUCAGUUUGCCUUUAAACUCCAAAUGUAGUGUACUGUAGUGUUCCUGGGUUUGACUGGCAGCAGAGCCCACCCGUGUUUCAGGGCAACGUGGCUGCAUGAUGCAUUGUGAGCUGAGAGUUCAGGCUCUGCUACAGCUCUUGGCUGGGGCAGGGAUGCUCUGGAGAAGCUGCUUUGCAGUGCUCAGCUCAACUCACCUGUGUUGCUAGGGGUAGUGAUCAGAGUAUGAAACCUGGAAAGUUAAGAUUAGAUCUGGUAUACUUCAGGCUGUAGAGGCUGUUUAGGUUCAUUCUCUUUUUUCCAGGUAGGGUGGGUGGGAUGGGGCUGUAAAGGUGGAAAGACAGCUACAUGUUAACUGGCAUGCACUGUACCCUGUGGUGGUCUGUGCAGGGUGUAAGUUGCCUGUAGUCCAAACUAAAAUAAGUGAUUAAAAGCAGUGUAUCUAGGAUACUGAAUUACCAGUAACCACAUAGCUCAGUGCAAGCAGGCAAGAUCACUGUUCCUGCAGAGCAUUCCCAGUUCAGACAGUGACAUUUGUUAAGCAUUUCUGAUGGGCUUUGCUGUGCUGGGAAAGGUUUGAACCCCAGUCAGCCGUGGCCGUGCUGCUCAAAACAGCUGUGCCACAGUUCUGCCAGCCUGGAGCUGCGAAUCCUCUGCAGGGGCAGAUGGAAUAGGGCUGCCUGCUCUGCUCUUGGGGGUAGGUGAUGAUGCAGCACCCAAAAACAUGAGAAGCCUGCUGUGGUGUGCCCGGGGAGCACACGCCUUAAGCCCAGUCCUGCGGCAGGUCUCCCAAGCGGUGAGGCAUCACGUUUACAACCUCACGUAGGUUACACACAGAUGUACAGCAUGAGUUUGAGAGUUGUACUUCAUAGUUAAUGUCUAGUGCUAGUGCCUGCUGCAGCUUUGCCUGUCCAGAUAACACAGCACUUAACCUCUGGCUGUGACUUCUCUUCAGUAGCCAAACAGCUGCCACACUAAGAGGGCAGAGAGCCUUCCAGGGGUGCGCUGGUGGCUGUCCCCUGCACCGGGCCUGCUGUCUCUCACUGAAAACAAGGCAGCCAGUGACAUUUAUGGUGUUCUAAACAGUCUCUCUAGCCCGGUGAAUUGUUCCUCCCUCCCCCUAGGUGCUUGUAGGCGAUAGGAAAGGUGUCGGCGUGUCCCUGCUCUGUCCUCUAUCCAUGCUCCCUGGGGCGCUCGCCCCUUCCCGACUGUUGCCUUACUGCUUGACGUCGUGUAGUGACCUCCAAUAAAGCAAACGUGGCU
Molecule: messenger RNA, 3312 nt
Organism: Dryobates pubescens (Downy woodpecker)
Lineage: Eukaryota; Metazoa; Chordata; Aves; Piciformes; Picidae
Gene: DCTN4
Product: dynactin subunit 4
Exons: 14
Coding region: 38-1441 (467 amino acids)
Cellular component (GO): dynactin complex
Source: RefSeq, a predicted model, not a curated record